Molecule: messenger RNA, 1185 nt
Organism: Macrobrachium nipponense
Lineage: Eukaryota; Metazoa; Arthropoda; Malacostraca; Decapoda; Palaemonidae
Exons: 8
Coding region: 47-976 (309 amino acids)
Source: RefSeq, a predicted model, not a curated record
GGUGACUGGAGUAAUUACAGGUGUUAAGCAGCAGUUUACUAAAAUCAUGGCUAAAUUACCAAACCUUGAUAGAUUGACAACAUCAACCCUGUCAUAUCUAGAUAAUGAUGACUUCAUGGAAAUUAUAAACAAACUGAUAGUAGAGAGAGAAAGUCUUCAAAGCAGUAUAAACCAGAAAGUUAUGGAGUUUAAUACUUGGAUAUCAGUUCUCCAGACAUCUACAAUGGAAGAAGCUAGAGAUUUAAUUGACAUGCUUCCUGAAACAUCUGUCUUAUCAGCAGAGGAGAUAGAACUCUUGUAUAAGUACAAGGCCCUCUCUAGGGAGGCUAAGGCAUAUUCUGCUGUUGAUUUCUGCAAUGCUUGCUUGACGGAGGAAGGAGAUUUGCUCUUGCAGUUCUCUUCACCAUUUCCCAUCGAAGGCACUUCAAACUUCUCUAUUUGGUUGAACACUAAUGAGAACAAUGAAUAUGGAGUAAAGUAUCAUAAUCUUCCAGACACCAUUCCUGUUGCUGAAUUACUUGAAAAGUACUCGAAAAAUGGCAAGGGUAAUGCUCUCAAAAAGUUUUCCACUGCCAUUAAACAGUAUCUGUGGCCUAUUUUCAACCGGGAAUACCAAGCACGUAAAUAUGAGAAGAGUGAUGCCAUGCCCGCAGGCAACUAUGUAUACCGCAAUGAAGAUUGUACACUGAUGUCAUUCAUUAUGCCAGUACAAGAAAACGAAAAGAGCGCCAUCUAUGAAUUUGUACUAAAAUAUCAGAUUUUGGACAUUCUACCAUAUGAAGUUAAAUUAUCUGUUAUCAAAAAAGAUGGGCCUUAUGCGAUACUUCAAAACGAGAUGAAAGAUUUAGCAGAAGAAAUGAAAGACAGGUCAUUUGCCGAAGCCCUUGCAGAGAGAUUAGGUACAAAAACGACACCCGAUGUAAGUGAAAACACUGAUCAAAGUUCUGAUACUCUAAACUUUGAAUUAUUUACAUAAGCCUGGUCAUGUUAUGAUGUACCUUAUAUAAUCAUACUUCAAAAGGACAGGAAGAGGUUCUUGAAGAAGGUACACCAAUGUAUGAAACACUUUUGGUAACAUUCACUUAAGCUGUAAGGUUCUUAUAUAUAAUUAUUCUUAUUUUUGUAUAUUUUAUACUGGAAAAUGUGUUGAGAAACCAUUAUUAUAUUAAAGUUAAUAGGUUAAGA